This is a messenger RNA of Polychytrium aggregatum, 1934 nucleotides long. RefSeq lists its product as uncharacterized. Lineage: Eukaryota; Fungi; Chytridiomycota; Chytridiomycetes; Polychytriales. The record is from RefSeq and is a predicted model, not a curated record. Bases 26 to 1693 code for a protein of 555 amino acids. The transcript has 4 exons.
ACUCAAGCGAACUCUCCCACAUCCUAUGGAAGGCUCUGGAUUUCUCCCUGGCGGCAACAGCAGAAGCGGAGGUGGAGUUGGAGGUGGAAGCGGAGGCAGCAACUACCACCAUCACCAUCACCACCACCAUCACCAUCACGACACCCCCGUCGACGACCAUCACGACAUCCGCCACGACGGCCGCACUCAGGAUGCUGGCCUGAACCCCGUCGGCUUCGGCGUCGGUGCCUUUGGCGGCGCUCUCUGGGGGUUCUUUGGGUCCAAUAACCCAGUCGACUCCUUUGCCGACACGGUCUUCAUGGCGCUCUUUGGGUCGCUCAUUGUCGGCAUCAUCGUUACCGUGAUUUGGCCACGCAAGAAACCCGAUCCCUGGGCAGAAGCUGACCCGCACACAUAUCCGUCCCAAGUCGGCCCAUUCUAUCACACGUCGUCCGCCGAGAGCAUCCCUGUUCUUGGAGCAGUGGUCUCGCCAGAGUACCGGCGCUCCCGACGCAGCGGCUGCUGUACGCUCUCGUGCUGCGUCGGUGUCCUUCUGGUCAUUGUCUUUGUCUUGGUUGCCAUCGUCGUUCCAAAGCCCACCCCUAUUGCGGUCGAAGUGGUGAACGGUGACCGAAAGCUGCUUCCCCUCGACGCCUUCUGGUCUAAAGGUGUCGAGAUUGAGCGCCCCAACAACGUCGACGUCUAUCUCCUCGACCACUCGCCUCCCCUCGGCUCCCCAAAGACUUUUCCGCCCAAGCUCAUUAGCCCCAACAUCUUCGAUGGGUCGUACUAUUUUGUCCGAUACGACUUGCAUGAAAACUCACAAGUCAAAAUCGACUGGGAUUUCCAGAACACCGGAAACCUUCCGCCAAGCUUCGUCAUCAUUCGCAGCACUCACGCUUUCAACUCCUGGAAGACCCACCCUGCCUCCGUGAGAGCGACCUUCAAGCACUUUGAGUCCGAGACCUACCAGGGUCACUACACCUUCACCUCGCCCACAUAUGCCGAGUACUACUUUAUUUUCUUUGGCAAGCACCAUGCUGUCAAGGCCGAGGGUAUUGUGACUUUCCGCCCGAAACUCAUCACCUACAGCCUGCCAGAUCCAUCGGAGAUUCUGGGCCAAUGUGGUCCUGAAGAUGUCACCUGCUCCCUGGACUACUCGACCCUCAACACAGCGGUGGUUCUGUUCUCGGCCCCGUGGUCUGAUGGCAACGCCUUCACUGCCGUCGUCAAGCCGUCGCCCCGCAUGGCGGUCUACUACUCGGUCGUGUUCUGGCCCUUGGGCAUCUUCACAUUGGUGCUCUGCGCUUGCACCGGCAUAUGCACGUGCUGCUCGUACUGUUUCUGCCGGACAGAGUGCGACGAGGAGGGCGAGUCUCACCGCAACAUCCUCGUCGUCGGCCAUCGCGAGAUCCCGAUGCCUCCCUUUGUCAAUGGCUGGCGACUCGUCAACGGUCAGUGGGUCUACUACCACCCGAUUGCCGGAGCCUCCGACGGCUAUGCCGCCCCUGCGUACGAGGCUGUACCCGCUGGGCCUGCCGAGCCUGCUGUUUCAGCUACCUCGCGUGAGCCCACUCCGUUGCAAGCAAUUCACGCCUCCGCACCCGCUUCCGCGCCCGAUCCGAACAACCUGAAGCUGCUGCCGCUCGAGCAGCCCCGGCCCCACCACGAGCCCGGUCCUUCGAACGGCCCUCCUCCCCCAUACACCCCGUAAUUGCCUCCGAUACGAGUUGGUUGUAGCCCUGGUGCCCUUGCUGUUGUUGCUUUGGUCUGGAUUCUGGAUUCUGGACGAGCCUCUGAAGUUCAGAUCUGGGGCUCGUAUCUGGGCUCGUAUCUGGGGCUUGUAUCUACCCACAGCGAACCUCUUACAGCGUUUCCAAAAUGAAAUGGGACCCGUUUUUAACCAGGACAGUGUUUUUUUCUGGAACCUGAAUACACCUACCCACUCAUCGCAA